Molecule: messenger RNA, 1245 nt
Organism: Rhododendron vialii
Lineage: Eukaryota; Viridiplantae; Streptophyta; Magnoliopsida; Ericales; Ericaceae
Exons: 3
Coding region: 1-1245 (414 amino acids)
Molecular function (GO): zinc ion binding
Source: RefSeq, a predicted model, not a curated record
AUGAAAGUUGAUGCAUUUCAAAAACAGAUAAUAAGGGAAUUGACAGUUGACGUGAGCAAGAGCCAAUUGUACAGAGCCAAGAACAAGGCUAAGGAAAUGAUUGAGGGAGACCACUUUGUGAUGGGCUUACUAGCUGGUUGUGGGCCUAUGAUUGGGUUGGAUGGAGCUUUUCUGAAGGGUUUAUAUGGGGGACAAAUUCUUAGUGCAAUUGGGGUGGAUGGUAACAACAACAUGUUUCCUAUAGCCAUAGCUGUGGUAGAGGCAGAGACUAAGGAGUCUUGGACUUGGUUCUUGAACAUAUUGUUGGAGGAUAUUGGGAGUGUGGAGGAGAGGGGAUGGACAUUUAUCUCAGAUAGGCAGAAAGGCUUGGUAGAGACAUUCAAAGAGCUAAUGCCAAAUGCAAAACAUAGAUUCUGCCUUAGGCAUUUGUAUGCAAAUUACAGAAAGAAAUUUAGAGGUUUGGAUAAGGGGGCACACAAGUGGUUAAAAGACAUUCCAGCUGAGCAAUGGUGUAGGUCCCAUUUCAGCUCCAGAAGCAAGUAUGACUAUUUGGUGAACAAUCUAAGUGAGUCAUUCAAUAACUACAUUUUAGAAGCAAGGGAUAAACAAAUAAUUUCCAUGUUGGAAUGGAUAAGGAGGAAGGUUAUGAACAUGUUUCAAAUUAAAAGGAUGGGAAUGGAGAAAUAUAAUCAAGCCAUAUGUCCAAGGAUCAUGGGCAAAUUAGAUGUAAUGAAGAAGGAUUCAAAGGACAGUUUUGCACACUUUUGUGGUGAGUACAAGUUUGAAGUGGAUUGCCAUGACACAACCUACACUGUGGAUUUGAAGGAAACGACAUGUAGAUGCAGACAAUGGGAUCUAAUAGGAAUACCUUGUAAACAUGCAUGUGCUGCUAUUGGACUUAACAAGCAGAAGGUAGAGGAACAUGUGCAUCCUUGCUACAGCAGAGACACAUAUUUGGGGGUAUACCAACACAUGAUUCAGCCAAUUCCUGGCAAACAUGAUUGGGUGAAGUCUAACAAUGAGGAAGUCCUUCCUCCCUUCAUGAGAAGGCCAAGUGGCAAGCCUAAAAAAGUAAGAAGAAAGGCUGCAGAGGAGGCUGAGGAUACAAGGGCAGGUUUGUCUAGAGCAGGAAGGUAUAUGCCAUGUUCAAAAUGUUUGCAAAAGGGUCACAAUCUCAGAUCAUGUAAGAAUCCAAUCCACCCAAAUUCUAAGCUGCUAAAGAAGAGGAAUCCAUCACAAUCUUAG